AUGUCAGACCGACAACUUGUCCUAUGCUUUGAUGGCACAGGAAACACCUUUCGCACGGACGGCACCGACACCAACGUCUUGAGAAUCUGUCGCAUGUUAGAAAAGUCUGACGAGCAAUCGGGAAUCGGCACCGACAUCACCCCGGGAUCCCUGGCCAGCACAACGAUCCAAAAAAAGGGCAGACUGAAUAAUAGCAAAGCGUUAAAUCUUGCACUGGGUCGUUCCUUCGAUCGGCACAUUCUGGGCGGGUACCGCUUCCUCAUGCGGCACUACCAAGCCGGCGCCAAGGUGUACAUUCUCGGCUUCUCACGGGGUGCAUACACGGCGCAGUUCUUGAAUGAGAUGCUCGAUUAUGUCGGACUUCUUGGACCUGAUAAUGAAGAAGUAGUCCCAUUUAUCUGGGAUGCGUUUGUGUCGUGGAAGCUUGGCCGGACGGAUAAUGACAGAGAAGCGAAGCGAAAGGCAUUUCAAGUCAUGAAAGACAGUCGGGAGAUACUAUCACGGCCUAUGGCUCGUGUGCAAUUCUUGGGCAUGUUCGAUGCGGUUAAUAGCAUCGCGGACUUUGAGGUUAAUGUUGACGGGAGCACGUCAGCCAAGGUAGUUCGACAUGCGGUUAGCAUUGACGAACGGCGUAUCAAGUUCCGGCCGGUUUUGCUGCGGUCACAUAAAGAUGAAUGGGCUUGUGGAACAACCUCAGAUGAAAAGAACCCCGCGAAAGGGACCUCGACCAAUGGCUCCGAACACACAUCGGGACCUCCUGUUCUGCCAGAAAUUCCAAACAUCAGCACACCGAGUAAGAAACGGGAGACAGAAUUGGACGACGAUGAAAUGCAGGACAUUGAAGAAAUGUGGUUUCCCGGUGGACACGCAGACAUAGGUGGAGGGUGGAAUCUCGGAUCUAGCGAGGCAUGGCCAUUAACGCACACACCUCUCGUGUGGAUGGUACAAGAAGCGCGACGCGCGGGACUACGACUGGAUCCGAGAAAGCUAAAACAGCACGAGUGUAUUGAGGAAUUCGAUCCUGGCUUUGAUUCGCAAGCUGCCUCGAACUCGAAGAGGGACCUCUGGAGCUCGGAAUUACCGAAAGCCCAUAGGGAGUAUCUAGAGGCGCUUCAUAUAGCCGGCACAAAAGGACAUAUUCAUGAUCUCCUUGCGUAUGGUAACGGUCUACCGUUGACUUCCGUUCUUUCCUGGCGUUUGAUGGAGUAUCUUCCCCUGCGACGGUUGGAACCGCAGCCGGAUGGAGCGUGGAAGGCUGUGCGGUGGCCGCCGCCGCGUGGCCGGACUCGUGAUAUCCCUGUGAAUGCCCGAAUUCAUGUUUCUGCUAUCCAGCGUAUGAAGUCAGACCCGUCUUACCGUCCUAAUAAUUUGAUCUUUGGUUCCUCGGGGCUGGAGGGAGAUAUGGGUGGCGCUAUCGGAAUUGGGAAUUGGGCUGUCCACUCGCAUGAAGGUGAUCCAGUGAGGGAGAGGUAUGUUCGUAGGUAG
Messenger RNA from Penicillium robsamsonii, 1485 nucleotides. Its product is annotated as T6SS phospholipase effector Tle1-like catalytic domain-containing protein. The transcript is spliced from 2 exons. NCBI's taxonomy places the organism in Eukaryota, Fungi, Ascomycota, Eurotiomycetes, Eurotiales, Aspergillaceae. The record is from RefSeq and is a predicted model, not a curated record. Bases 1 to 1485 code for a protein of 494 amino acids.